AUGCAGCAGCAACAGGAUGUGUAUGCACUUAUGAUGGAGACUCUUCGAGAUAGGAAUUGUAGGGCGGCAUCGCAAGAUAGAGAUAUCAGAGGCAUAGACAUUUUUAAGCGGUUCCAGAGGCUUCGGCCACCGACAUUCGAAGGAGCACCCAAUCCAGUACAAGCAGAGCAUUGGGACUUCCCAAAAUUGGUAGAUAAGGUGAUGAGGGUCGAGAAGGACUUCGAUUGCACUAUCAAGUCAUGCCCCCUAGUCCGAGACGCCCCGGAGAAUCAGCUGUACGCUAAGCUGACCAACUGCAAGUUCUGGGAAGAGGAAGUGAAAUUCCUGGGACAUGUAGUGAAAGUAGAGGGGAUAGCAAUUGAUCCGGCUAAGGUGGAAGCAAUAACUAAGUGGGAGUUGCCCACCACAGUCACUAAGGUUCGAAGUUUUCUGGCCAUGGCAGGGUAUUACAAACGCUUUAUUAAGGAAUUCUCCAGGAUCGCGCGGCCGCUCACCCAAUUAAUAAGGAAGAACAACUGGUUUACGUGGGACGAGAACACGAAAGCGGCCUUCCAAGAGCUAAAGAUGAGACUGACUUCCGCACCAGUACUCACUCUUCCACAAGAGGGAGUGACGUUCGUGGUAUAUAGCGAUGCGUCGAAGUUGGGGCUAGGAUGUGUGUUGAUGUAA
This is a messenger RNA of Magnolia sinica, 669 nucleotides long. RefSeq lists its product as uncharacterized. The record is from RefSeq and is a predicted model, not a curated record. The transcript is spliced from 3 exons. The coding region runs from base 1 to 669 and encodes 222 amino acids. NCBI's taxonomy places the organism in Eukaryota, Viridiplantae, Streptophyta, Magnoliopsida, Magnoliales, Magnoliaceae.